AAGUGCAAGCUGGUGCCAAAUAGCAGCGUCGACUUCCGUUCCAAGUUUUGUGUCGUCGUUUGGAUAACGGAACAUGGACAAAAACUGAAUAAUAUUAGCGUGAAUAAGCUUUAAAAACUACUAUUAUGGCUGGGACGUAUUGUGAGUGGCGUCUUUGUGGAGUUUGAAGCCGAACUAGUUCGUACUAUUAUUCACCUCCCCGGCAGAAUUGUCAAUGGAGGACUCCAUCGAUGUGAUCCUGCAGGACUGCGACACGCUCCUCCCCGCGAGCGGUCCUCAUCCAGUGUUGUCGGCCUGCACGGGCGCUCUGUUCACAGGCCUCUACGGCUUGUGGAGUCUCUUCGCCAUGCCCGCCUUCCGCAAGGUCCCACUCAACCUGAAGACUGUUUUCCACUGUCAGAUGAAGGAAAAAAAAAACGCCGAUCUGGGAGGUGAUUGUCCUUAAGUGCCCUAUUUGCCCUGCAGUCGAGAUCAGACGCUGAACAUCAUGAAGCUGCUCGAAGGCCGAACGGGCCGCUUAGCAGAUUUGGGAUCAGGAGAUGGGAGACUGGUAUGCGUGCGGUUACGUCCAAAUGAGAAGUGCGUCACGUUUUGCGUGACGUACGCAUCUUUUAUUGCAUUCCCUGGCGAUGUUGCACAUAUCAGCUGUCGCUUAUUUCCUGGCAGAAUUUGUGGCGUGCAAUCAUUUGCACCCCAAAAGGAAGUGACGAAUCGCAUCACGUUGUGUUGCGUUCAGGGCCGCGAUCUUCAUUUUGUGAUCUUCAGGUCAAAAGCCCGUUGGAGCGGUGUGCCUUCCAGCCACGCUACAUUUUUUAAAAAAGACUUUUGGAAGACCGACUUAUCCCAGUACAACAACGUGACAGCUUUCCUUGCUCCAGGAGCGAUGGCAGCGCUUAGAGAAAAGCUGCUGAAAGAGCUUCCCGACGCCGCGUGCGUCGUCUCUUCCCGCUACCCGUUCCCAGGAUGGUCUCACCAAGCGACGCUCGGCUCGGGACUUAACCAGGCGUGGGCCUACGACGUCGGCGCCGUGCGGUCCGGUCUGAGGGCAAAGACUCGAGUACCGUGAGUGAGGUCAAU
Molecule: messenger RNA, 1077 nt
Organism: Syngnathoides biaculeatus (alligator pipefish)
Lineage: Eukaryota; Metazoa; Chordata; Actinopteri; Syngnathiformes; Syngnathidae
Exons: 7
Coding region: 488-1066 (192 amino acids)
Biological process (GO): peptidyl-lysine trimethylation; positive regulation of proton-transporting ATP synthase activity, rotational mechanism; regulation of mitochondrial ATP synthesis coupled proton transport
Cellular component (GO): mitochondrion
Molecular function (GO): protein-lysine N-methyltransferase activity
Source: RefSeq, a predicted model, not a curated record